Fusarium poae is the source of this 1314-nucleotide messenger RNA. RefSeq lists its product as uncharacterized. The record is from RefSeq and is a predicted model, not a curated record. The transcript has a single exon. Lineage: Eukaryota; Fungi; Ascomycota; Sordariomycetes; Hypocreales; Nectriaceae. The coding region runs from base 1 to 1314 and encodes 437 amino acids.
AUGGGAAAUCUCAAGUCCAUCAUCUAUCUUGCUGCACUUUCGACAGUACAUGCCACCGUUACCCCCGGCAGUCUCAUCACCAUAUCAACUGCUGUAGAUGCCAACAGUCAAGCAGCGUGGUGGAAUCCCUUGGACGAAUAUGGCGGCUACGACUGGCUGGUCUACUUACGAAACCCUCCCGGUGGAAGCACAGCCAACAACAACGUGAUGGUAGCGCGUCGCUCCAUUUCCGAUGGCACCAUCUCUCGAGACUGUGUCAAGACAUCAGCAGGUGAAUGUGCUGUUUUCGCGGAUGAUCUUGGAAACAACACUCCAAGUAUCAGUGUAGACGGCAAUGGUUAUGUCCAUGUCUUUACCAGCAUGCACAAUGAACCGUGGCAGUACUUCCGAUCCGACACACCAUAUAGCAGUACUUUGGUCGAUGCUAACUCCGAAAUGCCAGAUCAAACGACCAAGUUCACAUAUCCUGUCGUUAAACGUGACGCCGAUGGUAAUCUAUGGUUGAUCAUUCGUGGACAAGCACCCAACGACAAUAACGCAAAAGGGGGUUACUUUUACAAGUACUCGACCAACGCUGGAUCAUGGUCUUGUGUUGCUAUAUGGGCAUACAACAAAGGAUACUCAGUAUACCCAGACGAUAUCGCUUUCUCGUCAGAUGGUGACGUUCAUCUUCAGUGGGAAUGGAGCAAGUAUCCUGCAUCUGCUGUACGUCAUCAAGGAAGCUACGCACGAUACAACCCAUCGACAAACACCUUCACAUCAGCUUCAGGAGCCACGCUUUCGGUUCCCAUCACACAGAAUAGCGCUAAUGUUGUUUAUCAGCCUUUGACGUCGGGCGAGACGUACAGUGGCGAUAUCAAUGCUUCACCAGGCCCUGCCUUCCAAAGUGCGAAGAUGGCCCUAUACGAGAAGGAUGGAUCUCUUCAUAUACAACAUGCAUAUCGCUUCAAGACAUCCAACACAGGUCCCUGGCAAGUUCGUCGUGCCAUUGGUACAUAUGGAACGCAGGAUCCUUGGAAGCGAGAGAUACUCUAUCAGGAUACUGAGACAAGUGCUACAGUUGGAAUCACGCAUGAUGGAACGAGUGUGCGUAUCUACUACUGUCGCUCCUCAGCCAGUGCAUACGUUCUGGAGAAUGUUGAGGGCGCUGGUUGGACCAAUACAGCUCUUGAGCCUGUGAUUGGUAAGAAAGUGCAACGUCUACAAGCAUUGAUGAGGAGUGACGGAAUUGACGUCUUGUAUUUGGGAUCCCCUACAAAUGUCAACUCUACAACUGGGAGCCUAUACCUUAUGAUUGUCGGGGGACGAGAUUGA